This is a messenger RNA of Asterias rubens (European starfish), 2665 nucleotides long. Its product is annotated as von Willebrand factor A domain-containing protein 7-like. NCBI's taxonomy places the organism in Eukaryota, Metazoa, Echinodermata, Asteroidea, Forcipulatida, Asteriidae. The transcript has 15 exons. The record is from RefSeq and is a predicted model, not a curated record. The coding region runs from base 24 to 2279 and encodes 751 amino acids.
GUUCCCAUGGUGGAAUCUACGACAUGUCUAGAUUUGAUACAGCAAAGGGUGGUAUCAAUAAAGAAUCCUCAGAAAGAAGAUUGUCACCUCAUCAUUUCUACCAUCAACAAGCUGCACUGACGGCAAUCCAAGCUACCGUAGACUUCUUUUACCAUCCUGAUACCGGUCUGUAUAACUUAAUCGGGGAGCAGACAUUUCGUAAGCUUCUUAAUCUGGAUGUUGGGACUUCAUUGGCGUUUGUUAUUGACACGACUGGUAGUAUGAGUGAAGAAAUAGAAGCUGUGAAAGAAGCAGCUAUUGAUAUAACCAACACCAACAGAGAAACUUGCUUUGCGGUCUCUAAUUAUGUCGUCGUACCGUUCAAUGAUCCAGCAUUUGGUCCGGCAUUUGUGACUACCGAUCCGGAGGAAUGCAUCCAGUACAUCAGUGGUCUAACUGCAGUUGACGGCGGUGAUUGCCCAGAGUUGGCCAACAGCGGACUUGAACUUGGGAUUCAAAACAGUGUGGAUGGGAGUAUCGUGUACCUCUUCACUGAUGCUGAUGACAAGGAUAAAGACAAACUCCCCAACGUUGAAGCUUUAAUAGCGGAGAAAGGUCUCAUUAGAGUGGAUUUCGUACUGACAGAGGGUUGUACAUCAAGACGUCGUAAAAGAGCAAGCAGUACCCCGUACUUAUCUUAUUUCACAAUCGCUAGAAAGUCUGGCGGAAACAUCUACUUUACGGACGAUGAUGGUAUACGAGAUUUAACACGAGUAAUUCAGGGUAAUAUUCGAGCAUCACAGGUCACAAUACUGAAGCUAAGUCUAAACAGCACCACCCCUGUGGAGAUACCAGUUGAUACUACAAUACCUGAAUUUCUAGUCUCUAUUUUCGGUCCACUGGACGACGCAGUAGUGAACAUUACAAACUCACAGGGAAUCGAAGGGUCCCCGAGUGACCUAAAUGCAGAAAUAUUCACCAGCUCGGCCCAGCAGAUAGUCUUUAGUUUCAACACCUCCUUGCAGCGAUCAAAAGGAAACUGGAAUCUCAAGCUACAGAAUGUGAACCCUGCCUCCGAGUACAAAGUCACCGUCUCUGCAAGAAGCCUCCUUGGUUUCACCUUUGACCUUUUGGAAGUUGACCAAUCAGGAACUGCGUAUCCAUUGGAGGGGUUACCAGUCGUUGGAGCUCAGCUCUCACUUCAAAUCCGGAUCUCAGGCCAAGACCUGAUCAGAUCAAUCGGUGAAGUUAGAUUUCAUGAUACCACCGGUCGUGAGACACUCUUUACUGGGGUCGUUGAACCACUUGCAGGAAGGAUUCAAGGAUUGUAUGUAGCUAAUGUGACACUUCCAAACAAGGCAUUUUUCGUUAGUCUUGUUGGCGUAGACAAUAAAGGCGCUUCAUUCCUUCGGACAGACCCAACAGAGGUACAAGUUAUUGACUUCAAGUUGGAAAAAGUCAUUGGAAAUAAUACAAUAGAUGAGGUUUAUCAAGGAAGCGAAGGUAGGUUGACAUUUAGAGUUACAAACAAAGGACCAGCAGACACCAUGGACAUCAGUGUUUCCAUAGGGACCAAUAGAGGAGCAGUGGAAAUCAAUGUACCAAUAGAACGAGUAUUGAACGCUACUGUUGAACCAUUGACCAUGGAGUUGGCAUCUGGACAGACACAAGAGGGCGUGGUGAUUGUUCGUGCUGAUGACAAUGCAACGAUUGGCAUUACUGUGAAAGUGACUUUAAGCGUUUCAGGUUCUUUAUCACCUGCUGUUAAUAUUCUCUCUGCUGAUGUGACGGUAGUUGAAACUCCCAUAAUUAUUCCUGAAGUAAUUGACUUGACUUCUCCAACCUGCACCGUGUUGGCCACUGGAGGGGGUUGCACAGCAGACCACAUGACCAACGACUGUCGCCUCCAUGAGUGGUGGGUUCGAAUCCAAGCAACGGAUGAGACGUCUUUGAUAGAGGUUCGUCCUGAUCCACAAGUUGGACUCAGUCAGUCCUUGAAAUACGAGGAAAGCUCUCUCCGUGUUACAGCAAUCUAUAAAGCCCCGUGCUGUUGUCCCAAAGUGAACAUCACAGUUCGAGAUGAGAAUGGGAACACUGCGUCAUGCGGUGAAGACUUCUAUACACCAGUGGCGGGAAAAAUAAAGGAACCAAUCUGUAACGGCCCGGUUGAGAACGCCCCCUCUGGUCUUGGCGUUGGGGGUAUUGUGGGGAUAGUAGCUGGCAGUCUGGUGUCGAUUUUGAUUCUUGUCAUCAUUGUCAAGUUCUUCAUGACUCGGGAGAGAAAACAAGAAGGAAAAUGAUUCCCAAAAGAACCGAGCAGAUCUACAUGUAGUUGCAAAAGUUUCCAAAAAUGAUUACGUAAUGUAAAUGUUUUAUUGGAUUAGUUUAUAGUACCAUUCAAUACGAUAGAGUGGACACACCGCCAAUUUUGUUCUAAACAAAAAUGGAUAAACCAUUCUCCUGUUGAAAACAAAUGUCAUCUUUCGAAGGGAAACCUUCGACGAGUACGACGAGUAGCGUUGGAAUAAUUCGUUUUGGAUUUGUUUUUAGUCUUUCGGGGAACGGGACAAAGAAUGGUUUGUUUGGACUUUAUUUCUAUAAAUUGGAACCCUAUAGACGAUGUGACCUAUAGUUACAUUCAAACCGCCCUCUGUUGAAAAAAAACACACUGUAUACGUCAGUUUUC